AUGCUUCCCGAUAUUCUUAAGACUAACAAGGAAAGAGUCUCUACGUCAUCGCCUGCUCCUGGAUCUGCCUUCUACUUCGGAGCAAUCGCCGAACGCGAGUGGAUUGCGGGCAGCAACAACAAUCUCAACCGCGAGUACCGCUCCCUGCGCAUCUACCGGGAGAGCUACGAGCACAACCUCCGUAACCUGGAGCAGCACAGGAAGCUGAACUCCACCUAUGAGCUGGGCGUGCAGCGCACCAUGCUCGACUGGAGCCUGUAUCUCCACCAGAGCCGCAACAAGCCAAUGUCCUACUACUACUCCACCUUCACCGUCCACCUCUACAUGACGCUCUUCAACAGUACAGAGCGGCAAAGGGACUUUACGCGAUUCCGGGAGGAGGUGGAGUGCCUGAAGCUGCCGCAGUUCGUCAACGUCCUGGACGAGGCUCGGAUGCUGGCCGUGAUCUAUCUGAAGAGCUUCCGCAACGCCUGGCGGGACUACACGACGUGGAUCGUAUCGAAGCCGCAGAACCAGGAGAUCUACGACCAGGAGAACGCCAUUCUCCAGAAGUAUCACCUCAACAACAGGCGUCUCUUCUUCACUCUCUACGCCCAGAACUUCUGUGAGUUUGGCAAGGACUUGGCCGAGCACGUCUUCUACCUCGGACUCAACCAGAAUCCGGACUUCUUCAACAUAUAUUCCUGCGGAUUUCAGACCGAGACCCCCAUGCAUUGCGUGUAA
Messenger RNA from Drosophila ananassae, 723 nucleotides. RefSeq lists its product as uncharacterized. The coding region runs from base 1 to 723 and encodes 240 amino acids. The record is from RefSeq and is a predicted model, not a curated record. Lineage: Eukaryota; Metazoa; Arthropoda; Insecta; Diptera; Drosophilidae. The transcript has 2 exons.